AUGUUAAUCCCCCUUGGCCAUCUGCCGACUGGGCAGGUAAAGGCUCUGUCUGGGAAGCAUGGCGUCGAACAUGCCCACCGACUUCUCCAGCCCGCCGACUCUAUUCUUCGCUUGGAUCUGGUUCGGCGGGUACAGCUGGAGCCCGUGACCGUCUUGCUGAGGGCUAUUACGCAUGGCAAGCUCGUUUGCUUUGGUGGAGGAGGAGGAGGAUCUUCGCCGAAAAGGGAGAUGGGGACAGCCAGCGGCACCGGCACUGGAAGCGAAUUCUCGUUCGCUCGGGAAACGGGUUCUCGGACUGUCGACUUUUGCAAGAACCCUGGUCAACGAUAUGAACAGAGCCACUUUUUCUCGGAUUGGCGCACUUAUCCGUUAUUGGUGCCCAUCUUCUCGCCUGGUCGUGCUCAAGGCUUCACCGACAUCAGGAUACCGAGUCAUUACUACUAUGGUGGUACUAGAAGAUACACAUAUGCUUGGGACCCAAUCAAUUUAGAGCAGCGGGUUACGGAUCCAAUGGAGGUACCUUGGGAGAAAAAACGAGAUGCUGUCUGGUGGCGCGGGGCGAGCACUGGUGGAGGAAGCAGUCCAUCUGGUUUUGGUCAUGGGUACCAGCGUCAUCGUUUUCUGCGGAUGUCCUCCGUUGGACAUGUACCCACCACUGGUGCAGAUGGUGAUAGGACGACGGCAGUGACUUUUGAAGUCAGUGACAAAUCGGCAGUCGAGAACGAAAAGCUUGAAUCAUCAUCAUUAUCCGCGUCGGCGUCUACUUCUGGUGCUCCAACUUCUUCAUCUGUCGAUAAGGGUUUCCGGACCUCUCGCGUUCCACUCGCUCGCUUGAAUAAAGAGGUCAUGGAUGUCGCAUUCGUCAAGGAAGUCGUCCGUAUUGCUCCGGAGCAUCGUGUUGGGGAUAGCGUCGAGCUUGGAGUCAGUUGGGGCUAUAAAUAUCUGCUCGAUUUAGAUGGCAUGGGCUACAGUGGGCGGUUUAUGGCAUUUCUCGCCAGCGACAGCGUGCCGCUCAAAAACACUAUCUAUGACGAGUUCUUCAGUGGAUGGAUAGAGCCUUGGUUGGGUUCAUUAUAUCCCCCUCCCGAUGUCCUAUUCGGAGCUCCCUCUGUCCUUGAUGCCGCUGGGUUGGCGAAAACACCAUAUUAUGGAGCUCCACCUUCCGGUGACUGGGAAGAUGAGGAGGACGAGGAGAUCGAGCCUGGCGACAAGCAACGACGGCAGUACGAGGUCCAGAGGCAGAUGAGCGUGGUCGACCCCGGAAGGAGUGUCGCUACUGGGGAGGGCGACAGACGGGCACGAAGGAUUGCGAGAGCUGGGAAGCAGUGGAAAGCGACAAUGGGGAGGAAGAUCGACAUGGAAGUAUAUGUGUAUCGACUGGCCAUCGAGUAUGCUCGAUUGUGGGCAGAUGACCGAGACCUCAUGAGCUAUACUGGGCCAUGA
Molecule: messenger RNA, 1443 nt
Organism: Mycena indigotica
Lineage: Eukaryota; Fungi; Basidiomycota; Agaricomycetes; Agaricales; Mycenaceae
Product: CAP10 domain-containing protein
Exons: 10
Coding region: 1-1443 (480 amino acids)
Source: RefSeq, a predicted model, not a curated record